Schistocerca gregaria is the source of this 5969-nucleotide messenger RNA. Its product is annotated as calcium/calmodulin-dependent protein kinase type 1-like. Lineage: Eukaryota; Metazoa; Arthropoda; Insecta; Orthoptera; Acrididae. Gene Ontology annotation, biological process: protein phosphorylation. The record is from RefSeq and is a predicted model, not a curated record. The transcript is spliced from 10 exons. Gene Ontology annotation, molecular function: calcium/calmodulin-dependent protein kinase activity; ATP binding; calmodulin binding. Bases 202 to 1419 code for a protein of 405 amino acids.
GUGUUAAACGUGGCCUGCUGUCGAAAGCGUCUGCUUGCGGCCGCUGUCUUGCUGUCUACGCUCUUCUGCGAUGCGCUCGGCCCGCUAGUUGCUGGUCGAGUUCAUUGCCAGGCCAGAUCUGCACGCUUGAGGGAUCGCGCGUCUUCGCCGCUCUCUUGUCAUUUGGCUUUCUGACUCGCGACUACUGAGACUUUGGCAAAAAUGCCGCUCUUCGGGAAGAAGGAUUCUGCCAAGAAAGCAAAGAAGGAAGCCGAGAAGCAGCCGUCGGUGGAAGACAAGUACGUCCUAAAAGAGCUGCUGGGAACAGGGGCCUUCUCCGAGGUACGCCUGGCGGAGAGCAAGGAGAAACCGGGCCAGAUGUUCGCCGUCAAGAUAAUAGACAAGAAGGCGCUCAAGGGCAAAGAAGACUCCUUAGAGAACGAAAUAAAAGUUCUGCGAAGGCUUCAGGAUGCUGGCCCGGCUCCCGGCGGCGGUGGGGCGCCCGGCCUCCCCCAGCUGCCCUCGCCUUCGCCCGGCCACUCUGACGCUGCUGCGCCAUCCGACGCGUCUGGUUCUAACCGCGCGCCUGCCCCAGUGCGCCUAAACAACAGGUUGAAGCAUCCAAACAUCGUCCAGCUGCUGGAAACAUUUGAAGACAAGCACAAGGUGUACCUUAUCAUGGAGCUCGUUACUGGUGGAGAGCUAUUCGAUCGUAUAGUGGAGAAAGGAUCUUACACUGAGAAAGAUGCGUCGGAUCUUAUACGACAAGUUUUGGAAGCUGUUGACUACAUGCAUGAACAGGGCGUAGUACAUAGAGAUUUAAAGCCUGAAAAUUUACUAUACUACAGUCCAGACGAAGACAGCAAAAUUAUGAUAAGUGACUUUGGACUAUCAAAGAUGGAGGAUUCUGGAAUUAUGGCUACUGCAUGUGGCACACCUGGAUAUGUUGCUCCUGAAGUUCUGGCUCAGAAACCCUACGGGAAAGCUGUAGAUGUGUGGAGUAUAGGUGUAAUUUCAUACAUUCUGCUCUGUGGAUAUCCACCAUUUUAUGAUGAAAAUGAUGCAAAUUUAUUUGCACAGAUUCUCAAAGGUGAAUUUGAGUUUGAUUCUCCAUACUGGGAUGACAUAAGUGAUUCAGCAAAAGAUUUCAUUAGGCAGUUAAUGUGCGUGGAUGUUGAAAAACGAUAUACAUGUCGGCAAGCUCUCAAACACCCAUGGAUAUCUGGCAAUGCUGCAAGCAACAAGAACAUUCAUGGAACUGUAUCAGAGCAGCUGAAGAAGAAUUUUGCUAAAUCACGAUGGAAGCAAGCAUAUCACGCAGCCACGGUGAUCCGUCAAAUGCAGCGGAUGGCUCUGAGUGGAAGUAGCUCUGGACGCAGCCCUGUGCCAGCUCGAACCUGCCUCAGUGAAAGCCUUAAUGGCUCUCCUCGAAAUGACUAGCAUGUCCUGUCUUUGUUGUACAACAUUGGAAUAUCUGUUUCAAGGCCUUGAACUGUUCUAGUUUACACUCCAAAUGUAUAUUGGUGCUUUUCUUUCUGAAUAGUCUCUUAAGUGGGAAAUUCAAAUUUCUGAAUGUUUGCGACAAAGAUCUGAAAUUCUGAUCUGUGGCAAUUACAUUAACAAAUCUCAUAACAAAUCAGUAUGAUAUUAGUAUUUACUUGAUUUUAGUGCACAUCUGAAAAAAAAAUUAAAAUUUCUGUCCUGUUUUUAUUUUUAUAUAUAUAUAUAUUUUUUUCCUUAUCAUGUCACUCGUGUGGCUGCUGGCUCAUAUACCAUGAAAGAAAAAGCACAAAAUAAUGCUUUACUUAAAAGCAAAUUGCUAGCUUGCUGUGAUGGAACUCUUUAUGAAAGAAGUGUAAAAUUAAAUUACUCAAAGUUUCUUUUCAGUCGCAAUGUACUGAUGAAAUAAAUGUGCUCCUAUGUGGUAUAUUUCUUGACAGUGGCUGAUAUGUAUCAUAGUGAUAUAGAUGUGUUAAAUUUGGGUCACAAGAAGAGUUUCUUUUCAAAAUAGUGCAUAAGUUUAACAUCACUUCUUCUGAUAAAUUUGAACAUAAACUGUCGUCCUAUCCAAAUGUCAAAAAUGCAUGAACAGAACUUUCAGCUGAUCAUUUUUCCUCUAGAAACAAUGAAAUAUUAAAGAAAAUUGUGUAUAUUGGUAUAAAUUCUGAAAGAAUUGAUCAAAUAUAAGGAUGGAAUGGUUUGUGCAACUGGGAAAGGCUGAUAACAUUGUGUUCUCCAAAAUUUUUGCACUUACAAUCACAGUCAUUAUGGCUUUUUAUGGUUGGCAUGCCACAUAUGUUAAUCAGCAGCACUGCUUGCUCUCCCAGUCAGUCAGGCAACCUAUUUGUGGCGUAUUGAAAUGAAAAGGCAAACUUUAUGACAUGUUGGUAUUAGAACUUAUGUAGAUUCUUUCUGACUUUAGGGUUGACACAGACAAUAUUAAUUUGUCUGAAUGUUGUGUGUUGUCUACUGAAUAGCUGUAAAAGAAGUGGAGAUGGUGGAUAUGGCUUGAAUAGUCAGUCCCUCACUGAAAGUAUGAUAAAGUAACUGCUACUUUCUCAUGAACACAAAAUUUAAGUAUGGUAAACCUGUUUACACUUGAAACAUCAGAUUCACCAAAAACUGAGUUAGUAGAAGAUUACUUAACUGUUGUGUCAUACUCUUAAUUGUAAUGUCAGUGCUGCAUAAUACUGCUGAAGACUACCUCAACUGAAUAAAACUUGAAUAUCUUUUUCUCAUUACGGUAUAAACAAUCAUUUACUUUAAUGACAAUAGUGACAAAUCAUUAACAAGCUAGCAACUUAUUUACUUCUUAAAUACAAUGUAAAAUGAUUGAUAUACAAUAAAACUUCCAUUUAUGUACACUGUUAUGUUACAAGCAAUUGUAAUGGCCUGGAGCCACCCACACCUCCUUGCAUGCCAGUUACAAAAAUUAAAAUAUUUAUAUCUGUGCAUAACAUUUACAUUGAAUUUCGACAUGCUCUACUUAUUUUUGUGUAUACAUUAAACAGUGCCCUAACCUUCAAAGGACAGCCAACAUUUCCAGCUGAACUCUCCAGCAGCUAUGGGCAUAGGUAGCAAAGAAGGGUAUCGCUGUUUUCACUAUUAAGAGAGAGGGAAUGGAUUAUUCCAGGAACAAAUGCUCCAGUGGAUAUACACAGUGUAAAGAAAACAUACUAUACAGUACACUGCUGCAGGCAUGUUACAACUAACCAAAAAUUAUUUUUUACUUCAUUUAGGGAACUAACUGUAUUGUCAUUGGCCUAGUAGUAGCAGUAGCUCUAGUGGUAUAAGUAGUUAUUAGUGGUAAUUAAGGAUUGUAUAACAGUUUCAGAAUUUACUUGUCUUUUAAUAUGAAACAGGUUAAUGGAAAUCUUGACCAUGUGAGCUUGAGAGGUGGUGGCAGCUCUUUCUUUUGAAAAUGCCUCAUGUUAUAAUUGAGUUGGAGAAUUAUAGUAAUUAUAAAAUAACAUAAAAAGAGUAACGUGCUGGGAAUAGUAGGAACAAAUGUUUACUGUAACAAACUUUGUUAUUUGUGAAAUAGAGAAACUUUCAAAGGCAAGUUGUUCAUAAAGUGAGAACAUCUAGUAUCAUUAUUAAUUAAAAUUUAAGGUGUUUGGUAUAAGAUAUGUUUGCCUUGAUUCACAGUCUGCUGUAAAUUGCACACUCUCUCUCUCUCUCUCUCUCUCUCUCUCUCUCUCUCUCUCUCUCUCUACUAUUAAUCAUUCUCAUAGCAUGUGAGCACGUGUGGGGGAUUAUCUAUCAUAUUUUCUUCCGCUUUACGUUGUUGGCUGCUUGAAUUCAUUUGAGUCUGGUAACAUUUUAUUAGUUGCACAAUCAAUCUGACUCUAAAAUCACUUAUAUUGUCCACUUUGAAUGUUUCACAGUUUUGCUAUCUUUAUUUUGUAUUUCCAGAGUUCAUGUGCUCUAACAUAAAAUAAGUGGUUUGAGGUGAGCAAGUUUGCAAUGAGGUUGUAUCUGGCUGUGCUCUACCAUUAAUGAUAUCUGUGUUAGUAAAUCAAUACAGAGAAGAAGACAUACACCUUUUACAACAAAUUCACUGCUAAUUGGGUGAUGUUAGGAAGUCAUCAGUUUAAGGCACACACAUUUUCCAUUUUUUUGGGUACCUUCAUGUAUGAAAUAACAUUUUUUUAAACAUUGCACAAACAAUUGUGCUUCUAAGCACUGUAUGUUCCACAUUUACAAAAAAGUUAUCUUGCUUCAAACUUAAGAACAAGAGCCAAAAGUGUGUGUUAGACAGGUAAUUAUCCUCUCUCUGACUGUAAAGUGUGUGGGAAACCUCAUGGUCUAAAGCAUUGUUUCAAUCUCAAAUGUAGUUCUAUUCUUGCAUAUAAUAUGCAACUCCAUUCAGAGGUGUGUCUGAGUAAAUCAAACUAAUAGUGUGCAUCAGGUAAUCUGUACCCACAUAUAGGUAACUAUUAGCUGAAGCUUCAGAAUAAAGUAAUAUACAACUACCACGUCUAAACAGAGUAAAAGACUUUACCUAUUUUUGAAAUGUGUGUUCACACACUCAUUUUUAUUUCCAUUGCAACUGAAAAGGUCACAGUACAAGGAUGUUGGUAUUAGUAGAAGCAGAUAAAUCUAGAGCUGCUUCUUGAGAAUUUCAAAUUUGAAAAAAAUCUAACUCUUCUUAUCUCUAGACCAUGUACUUGUCUUUAGUGACAUUACAACAAGGUUUAAGCAUUUAAAAAUGUAGUAUAUAUCCAUUUUAUGAUGUUAUAUUGUCUGCAUAUUUUAUUACCCAAUGUAUAUAUUAUUAAUGGCCUUACCCUGUAUGUAGAGGUUUUGAUUAUUACAGUUCCAGAAUAAGAGACAGAAAAUGACUGUGCAAAGCACUCAGACAUUCAGUCCACUAAUUCAUUUACAAAGCUGCUGGCAGAGAAAGAUAUGUGCACUUUUAAUGUUAUCAUUCAUAUUAAUCCUUACUUUUGUUUACUUUUAAGGGCAUAAAGUUACAAUUUUUUCUUGGUUAGGCUAUGUAAUACUUACCAUAACCAUACGACAACAUAAAAAUACAUGUUAUCCACCAAGAUUAUGAAUAUGUUCCAUUUUUGUCUGUGUGUACCUUAUAAUAAGAAUAUAUAACUGAGGAAACAAACCACAGAGAAAAUAUUGUGGACUUUAUUUUAUAUGCAGUUUGCAGCACUGAGUUUAGUUUGAUCUGAAGAUUUCUGUGACUCUACUGUGCAAAUUGUAAAUCAUGUCAUGACACAAACUUAAUCAUACAUAAGUGCUUUAGCAUACUACAACAUUCUUUUAGGUGGACUUGAAUUGUACUGUUAUCCUGAUUUCAGUCAAAGAGGGAAUAAACAUAUAUUUUUAUGCUAGUUAAAGAAUGUGCUGAAGGCUAUAUCUUCAAUAAAGAUAAUUUAACAUAAAAGAAUAAAGACAAAAUGAUGAAGGGUAAGAAAAAAAAGAAAGUAGGAGCAUGGAAAAUGACAAUCUGCAUCAAAAAAGUGAAAUUUGUGAGGAACAAAAUAUGUUUACUGAUACAAUUUGAGAUUUAAAUAAAUAAAUUUAAUCGUCUCAUCUGAUUUCACUCUGUUUUUGAUAUCUUCAAAUUCAGUAUUAAAGUUCUCAUUGUUUUAACUGAAACUAGUGUUAGCAUUACUUCAAUAUGCCAGAUUUAUUAGAAAUUAAUUGUUAUCCACAUAUCGAACAUGAUGCUUAUGUCACAGGAAUCUUGUAUUGUAGCUACCCCCAACAAUAAUAAACUUUAAAAAAGGAAACAAAAAAAUAUCAAACUGAUUCUUUAAAUCAAAGCAUGGAAUUCCAAGGGGGCUGUGCUAUUCCUCUAGUUCAUUACUGACUUGAGAUGUAUGUAUAUAUUUAAAACAAUAAUGAUCAGGACUAAUGAGUAUGUUUCAUGUAUUUUAACUGAAGUUGAUGUACUACUACAUUGUAUGUAAACUACCCAUGUGAUAAUUUGUGUGUAUUAAAUUGCUUAUAAAGUUUCCAUAAAACCAGCA